Messenger RNA from Dicentrarchus labrax (European seabass), 4159 nucleotides. RefSeq names its product zinc finger protein ZFAT. The transcript has 24 exons. Gene Ontology annotation, molecular function: chromatin insulator sequence binding. The coding region runs from base 395 to 3922 and encodes 1175 amino acids. NCBI's taxonomy places the organism in Eukaryota, Metazoa, Chordata, Actinopteri, Moronidae. Gene Ontology annotation, cellular component: chromosome. Gene Ontology annotation, biological process: regulation of transcription by RNA polymerase II. The record is from RefSeq and is a predicted model, not a curated record.
UUCCGCUGGUUGGACAGACUUGUGUGGCAGAUUCGACAGAAAGUUCUGCGUAUGUACUGUAAAACUAAUCUCUAAAUCCAAAUUUCAGGGAUUAUAUUUAGUGAUAUGACGCCUCAAACCCAUCGAUAAAUUAGUAUUCUUUUGUUGUUUAUAUGGAUGACAUGGACGGACAAAAAGCAGCCGGUUCUGUGUUUAUGUGUCGGCUGUGCAACCUCUUCUCUCCCAGUCGCUCUCAGCUGCUGGCCCAUUGCUCCCAGCUGCACCCCCAGCAGGAUCCUCCUGAUGACAUCAUCAUUGCACUGCAGCCCCUUGUAGGAGAGCCUGUGGAGACACUGGCAGGUCAGAGAGCCCGGUGAAGCGAAAACGAGGCCGUCCGAAAGGCUCUACGAAGAAGAUGCGCACCAAUUUGACAGAGGGCAAGGCUGGCUCCGCCCAUUCUCCGAAGGAUAAUGUUCAAAGAGAAGAAGAAGGGAAUAUGGAGGAGGGAGAUACACAAUGUAGCACAAUAGAAGGAGAAAGCCAUGAUGAGAUGUUGGGGCUGGAAUGUCGAGACUGUCAUCGCACGUUCAGAAACAGACGACAGAUCCUCAAACACAUCUGCCUAAGACAAGAGGAACAGGAGGAGGACGAAGAGGAGAAUGGUGAUUCUGAUGGAGCAGGAGUUGAGGGUUCGGGGAGUUUGGAUUCUGAGGGAACAGAUCCAAAUCAGAAGCAGCAAAACUCCACAAGACCAGGGUUUGCGAGAGAAAAGGACGUUGGCAGCUCAAGAACCCAGAGAACCAACCGAAGCCGCAUCUCCAAAGAAGGACUAGCCACAGGAAACAAAAAGUCUGUCAUCAGUGUUGUUCUGACAGAAGAUAAAACACUUCCAGGUGUUUCUAAAAUUGUUCCAGUAGAAGACAAUUCAGCAGAAACAGAGUCUGCAGCCAUCCAAACUCAACUUCAGUCUGCAGUCUUCCAGAGUCAGUCAAAAGACCUUGCAAGUGACGCCACAGCCUGCGAAGGUAACCCUAAGAUGGAUCAGGAGCCAAGUUCUGACCUGAUCUCCACAACAACAGCAGCAGCCAACAGAGGCUUCCAAGAAUAUUCUAUAAAGCAAGAUGCUACCAAUUUACUUCAGAGCCAGUUGAAGAUCUUUGCCUGUGAGUUCUGUAAUAAGAUCUUUAAAUUCAGACACUCACUGGUCGCCCACCUAAGAACACACACCCAGGAGAAACCGUUCCAGUGUCCACACUGUGAAUACGCAUCAUCGAUCAAAGCCAACCUAAACGUUCACCUGAGGAAGCACACAGGAGAGAAGUUCAGCUGUCAGCACUGUCCUUUCAACUGCCUCAGCCCAGGACACCUCAAGGUCCACAUAGAGCGAGUCCAUUUAAAGGUGAAGCAGCACUGCAGCUUCUGUGAGAAAAAAUACUCAGAUGUGAAGAACUUGCUGAAACACAUGGAGAAACGACACAACCUGAAAGACCCUGCUGUCCACCAGACUUACCAACAACUCAGGUUAAAGACUCGUCAGGGCCUCAGGCAGCUCCUCUACCACUGUCCCACCUGCAACCGACGCUUUAAAAACCUCCUCGAGCGGGAGCGCCACCUGUUGGUCCACGGACCCCAGCGCCCCUUCGCCUGUCUCCUCUGUGACCAUGCUACAACCAAGAUGGCUGCCCUCGCUGCUCACAUCAGGAAGCACCUCUUCCUAUACGUGUGCUGCGUGUGUGACGGGAAGUUUGUCAGCUCUCAGAGACUGAAGAGUCACCUGAAAGAGUCUCACGCUGAGCUGGACCAGGAGCAGGGCUUCACUGACUGUAUCAACAACAGCUACUACCUGGUGCAGCCUGGAGGAGGCAUGUGGGGGGAUGAGGAGGGGGAAGAUAUGGAGGAAAGGAUGAAGGAAGCGCGCAGGAUAGAGCAGGAGGGUGAAAAUGAGAGGACGAGAGAGGAGGGUGGAAGAAAUGGUGUAGGAGGGGAAGGGGAGCAGCUGGAAGUAGCAGCGAAUGAAAAUAGGGAGCAAGAGAGGGAGGGAGAACGAGCUACAUCACAGGGUGAAGAAGUGCAAGUGAUAGUAGGAGAGGGAGGGAAAGAAGGAGAAUUAGAAAAUGGAGGUGCAAAGCAAGGUUCCCAAGCAGAGCUCCAUCAAGCGAUUUCUGUGGAGACCACAACUCCCACUGACAGACGGGAUGAAGUUACAACUCGGGAAAAGUCACAGGACAACACACUGGACUCAUGCACCCCUGCAGCUGAAGACAAUACACAGACUGUUAUAUCACUACAGAGCAUUCAACCCCCUGUCCUGGUUGACGGGACGCAACAAAACACACACCUGGCUGAUGAGAACAAAAACACACGCACAUCUUUGCCAUCGGGAAAUACGAACUUGUGUGAUUUAAGUGUACACACAAAUUUGUCAUCAGCACCUCCAGGGGAAGAUGGACAAACUCCACCUUCAGAGAGGGUAAAUUUAUUACAGGUGUCGGAGGUUUUCCAUCAGAGUGCAUUCCAGCAGGUGUUGUCAUCUCUUCCGAAGACUCGAUUUAAUAUGGAGUCUUUCCAACGGCUCAGGAAAAUUUAUGGAGACCUGGAAUGUCAAUACUGUGGUAAACUGUUCUGGUACAAAGUCCACUAUAACGUCCACGUACGCACACACACCAAGGAGCACUCGCAUUACUGUUCAAAGUGUAGCUACUCGUCCAUCACCAAAAGCUCUUUAAAGCGGCACCAGAUCCAGAAGCACAGCGGCUUGCUGCUGUCUUGUUCGAAUACUGACUGUAAAUACACAACACCAGACAAAUACAAGCUUCAAGCCCAUUUGAGGACGCAUCAAGAACAGGGGAAGAGUGUGACUUGUCCUGUCUGCCAGCACAGCUAUCCAGAGCACAGACUGAAACACCACAUCAAAACAUCCCACCCUGACGCACUACCUCAGCAUGGUAAAGGACUGAUGGUGCAGCGUGCAGAGAAGUGCCCCUACUGCGACUCCUACUUCCUUAAGAACAGCAGUGACUUUCAGCGGCACAUCUGGGCCCACCAAGGUUUGAAGCCAUACGUCUGCAGUGUGUGUGACUAUGCUGGCCGCAGCAGGAGUAACCUGAAGACUCAUAUGAACCGACACAACACAGAGAGACGUCACCUCUGCGAUCUGUGUGGUAAAAAGUUCAAAUCUAAGGUUACGCUGAAAAGCCACAGACUGAGCCACACCAAUGAAGGAAAACGUUUUCAGUGUUCCGAGUGUGCCUUUACCUCGGUGUCUAAACCUUCCUUGCUCAGACACAUGGAGCAACACGCUGAGUUUAAGCCAUUUCGCUGUGCCCACUGCCACUACUCCUGUAACAUUGCUGGUCCACUGAAGCGACACUACAACAUGAAACACCCAGAUCAGAAAUAUCAGAAUGCCGGACAUGGCCUGCCUAACCCUGAUGCUCUGAAACUGCAAGGUGGUAUGAAGUGUCCUGAGUGUGAGUUUGUUUAUGGGACCAAGUGGGAGCUGAACCGCCACCUGAAGAGCAAACACAGCCUGAAAGUGGUGGAAGGCACCUGGGAGGUGGGGGAGGCAGUAGAGGCCCAAUAUGUUCCUGUGGAGGAUGUGGAGCAGCUGACAGAAGCACCUGUAACAGCCCUGCAGGACAACGUUAAUAUCCAGCAGAUCACUGAAUUCAGUUCAGAGACUCAUGACGCUGUCACCUCCAUGGUCGCCAUGGCUCCAGGCACGGUUACCGUCGUACAACAGCUGCAGGUGGCUGAUGAGCAGGAAGUCGGUAACUGCAGCAACCAGCUGAUGGUGGUGGACGCAGAGGGGGGUCUAACUGGUGACCAGGUGAUGGUGGUUGAGGAUGCACACGGCCUGGAAGCUCUGACAGUCCUCACUCAGGGAGAAAACACUCACCACUAUAUCGUCUACGUCCAGGAACACACUGUAGAAAUCAACUAGUAAUCAGUAAUCAUUUCAACAUAGGACAAAAAACAGGAGUUAGUGAAUGUUUCUCUUUGAUCAUGAAGAAUUUCCUUAAUCACGUUUAUUUUUUCAGUCAUGUAGUAAUUAUGAGAACAGAGUGCAAUAUUUGGUUGUGUGAUUAUGUGAUUUUUGUACUUACAAAGUAUAUUUAAAUAAAACCCCUGUCCUGCACUGCUUGAUGCAAUGAAGUGCUGGAAUUUUCUAAAAAAUUAA